Messenger RNA from Erigeron canadensis, 1751 nucleotides. RefSeq names its product apyrase 2-like. Gene Ontology annotation, cellular component: membrane. Gene Ontology annotation, biological process: nucleoside diphosphate catabolic process. Lineage: Eukaryota; Viridiplantae; Streptophyta; Magnoliopsida; Asterales; Asteraceae. The transcript is spliced from 9 exons. Bases 131 to 1498 code for a protein of 455 amino acids. Gene Ontology annotation, molecular function: nucleoside diphosphate phosphatase activity. The record is from RefSeq and is a predicted model, not a curated record.
UAAAAAAAACACACACAAUUCAUUAUUCCCUCCCAUCUAUCUCCCUUCUUAAUAAAAAUAAAGUUUCAAGAAAGAAAGAAGGAAAGGAGGGAAAGAGAUUGGGAAAGAUAGGAGCAAAACGACAUCACUCAUGACAACAUCCAAGGCAUCACCAAGCCCUCUUCUUCUGUUGAUAUCCUUUGUUUUGUUUUUGUUUCCGUCUUCUUCUCAGUCUCCCAACGAUGCCGUUUUGAAUAGGAAGUUUUCGCCUAAUUAUGUGUUGCAGAGUGAUUCGAAUUCGAAUAGGUAUGCGGUUAUUUUCGAUGCCGGUAGUUCCGGAAGUAGAGUUCAUGUGUUUUGUUUUGAUAAGAAUUUGGAUCUCGUUCACAUUGGUUCUGAUCUUGAGCUCUUUGAACAGUUGAAACCAGGUUUGAGUGCAUAUGCAACUGACCCUAUAAUGGCAGCAGAUUCUCUCUUGCCUCUGUUAGAGAGCGCAGAAAAGGUUGUUCCGAAAGAUAUGCGCCAAAAUACACCAGUUAAAGUUGGGGCGACCGCAGGUUUGAGACAGUUGGGAGCUGAUGCAUCUGAAAGAAUUUUGCAAGCUGUGAAAGAUUUUCUUAAAGUUAAGAGCAGCCUUAAGUCAAAUGAUGAUUGGGUAACUGUUUUGGAUGGAACUCAGGAAGGUGCUUAUCAAUGGGUGACCAUAAAUUAUCUUUUAGAAAGAUUGGGUAAGAAGUAUUCAGGCACUGUUGGAGUAGUUGAUCUAGGUGGUGGAUCUGUGCAAAUGGCAUAUGCUAUUUCAGCAGCAGAUGCUGCAAAGGCUCCAAGGAUAACAAGCGGAGAAGAUACAUAUGUGAAGGAAAUGCUUCUUAUGGGAACCAAAUAUUACCUUUAUGUUCACAGUUACUUGAACUAUGGUUUAUUAGCAGCUCGAGCUGAGAUCCUGGGAGUUGCAAAAGAUUCUGACAAUCCAUGUAUUUUGGCUGGAUAUAAUGGGGUUUAUUCAUAUGGAGGAAUUGAUUACAAAGCGUCAGCUCCUUCUUCUGGUUCAAGCAUGAAAAAGUGCAGGAAAAAAGCCUUGAAGGCCCUUAAAGUAAAUGAAUCAACUUGCACCCACAUGAACUGCACUUUUGGUGGAGUAUGGAAUGGUGGUGGUGGUGCUGGCCAAAAGAACCUAUAUGUGGCCUCUUUCUUCUUCGAUCGGGCUGCUCAAGCUGGUUUUGUUGAUUCACAUAGCAAUGUCGCAAAAGUGUGUCCUGUAGAUUUCCGUGAGGCUGCUCAACGUGCUUGUCAAAUGACACUUGAGGAUGCCAAGUCUGCCUAUCCUAACGUGGAAGACAGCGACCUACCAUACUUGUGCAUGGAUCUUGUGUAUGAGUACACUCUGCUAGUAGAUGGCUUCGGUCUGCAACCUAAGCAACAGAUUACACUCGUGAAAAGGGUUGAGUAUCAGAAAUCUUUGGUUGAAGCUGCUUGGCCGUUGGGCAGUGCAAUUGAAACAGUGUCAGCAGCCAGCUAACUACUACUACUCAACAUUAUAGAUUGUAUCAUGCAUGAAGCUGGUUAACCGUUGGUUCUGCCAGGUCACCGGGUUGGUAAAUUCUCCGAGGUUCUUAAAAAAAUUCCUUUACACCAUCAGUAGCUAUUACUUUUGAGUUUCUGACUCUUGGUAUCUGUAUUAUUGUAUCUGGUUAAAAUUGCAUUGUGAAUUCUCUUCUCUUUUUGUCCUGUAAAAGAUUGGUCUUAAUAUUUGUAUUUGUUUUGCAACAUUA